Fusarium verticillioides 7600 is the source of this 564-nucleotide messenger RNA. RefSeq lists its product as hypothetical. The transcript has a single exon. The coding region runs from base 1 to 564 and encodes 187 amino acids. NCBI's taxonomy places the organism in Eukaryota, Fungi, Ascomycota, Sordariomycetes, Hypocreales, Nectriaceae. The record is from RefSeq and is a predicted model, not a curated record.
AUGAAGUACUUCCAUCAAGCAUUCGUCGCUCUUGUCUAUGUCACAUUGGCAUCUUCCGCAGCAACACCAGCAUCACCUGCUGCUGGUGCAGUAGCCAUUUGUGGCGAUCUUGGCAUUCUCAAUAUUGCACCAGGAGACCUGCCUGAGGGGGUAGCACCAUCUGAGCUGCGCCUCUGCGCCGACCAUCCCAUGGGCCGUAACCGAACAUUGGAUCCUCUUGAGGGAGCAUCUCUGGCCCCAAUGGAAGAGGAGGACUUGGAUCCUGACACGACGGCUACGCCUUCUGCCGGCCUAUUUGAAGAAAGAGCUUGUUACGACAAAGCGCCUUAUGGUUGCUCUCGGGGCUAUUGCUGGAAGCAAUGUGGAGCGUCGAGGAGUGGCAAGUGGUGCUGGACUGCCUCAGCUAUGGGAGGGGUCCUUGGAGAACAUGUGACAAGUAUGAAAACUGCGGAACAAACAAGUUCACGUUUGGCUGCGGUAGUAACUGUUGGGUCUCUCGCUCAUGUGGGUGCAGCUGCUAGAGACUGGGUCCGAAGACGGAGAAUUUUGGAAUUCUGCUAUUAG